This is a messenger RNA of Salvia miltiorrhiza (redroot sage), 1473 nucleotides long. RefSeq names its product peter Pan-like protein. Gene Ontology annotation, biological process: ribosomal large subunit assembly; rRNA processing. NCBI's taxonomy places the organism in Eukaryota, Viridiplantae, Streptophyta, Magnoliopsida, Lamiales, Lamiaceae. Gene Ontology annotation, molecular function: rRNA binding. The record is from RefSeq and is a predicted model, not a curated record. The transcript is spliced from 7 exons. Bases 197 to 1246 code for a protein of 349 amino acids. Gene Ontology annotation, cellular component: preribosome, large subunit precursor.
GAAUUAUGCUUCAGCAAAAAAGAAAAAGAAAAAAAAUUGCUUCAUAUAAAAUGCUCAUAGAAUAAAACCUAAAACCCUCUUGCUAAAACCCGUGUCUCGUAUCGUCGCCGGUGUUGGGCUUCCAUCUGUUUUCCUUCUUCGAAUUGCUUCAUUUUCUAACCUUUAUCUGUUGUUUCUCUUCUUGAUUUCUUCUGUCAUGGCUCGAUUUCGUAAAAAUAAGAGGAUUCCCUUUGUCAGACCGAUUGGUAAGAAGCAGGCCUCUGUAGACCAUGUAACGGGAGACAAGAUUCCGAAGAGUUUCGUGUUUGCUCGAGGCAAAUUGCCCGCUGUUCUGAGACAAUUGCAAAUUGAUUUGAGAAAAUUGAUGCUUCCUUUCACUGCUUUGAAGCUCAAGGAAAAAAAGCGUAACAACAUCAAAGACUUCUUGAAUGUUGCUGGACCAAUGGGAGUUACUCAUUUUCUAAUUUUGUCGAAAACUGAGAGCUCUCCAUACCUGAGGGUGGCUCGGACGCCUCAGGGUCCGACUCUUACCUUCAAGAUUCAUGGAUAUUCGCUGGCUGCAGAUGUUGUUAAGUCUCAAUUGCGCCCGAGAUGUCAUAAAGAUCUUUUUCAAAAUCCUCCUUUGAUUGUGUUAUCUGGCUUUGGGACGGGAGAGCAGCAUCUAAAGCUUACUACAAUAAUGUUUCAGAACAUAUUUCCCGCUAUCGAUAUAAAUACUGUCAAACUUUCGUCGUGCCAACGGAUUGUGCUACUUAAUUACAACAAAGACACAAAACUUAUUGAUUUCCGGCACUACUCAAUCAGAUUACAGCCUGUUGGAGUGUCUAGAAGAGUGAGAAAGUUUGUCCAGAACCAUCAGGUGCCUGAUUUGAGAAGUCUUCAGGAUGUGAGUGAAUUUCUGACGAGGGCUGGUUAUGGGUCAGAAAGCGAAGUGGAUGAUGAAGCAGCAACUGUGACUCUACCGACUGAUCUUGGUAGAGUGAACCGGGCAUCAAAUAAGAGUGCCGUCAAGCUUCAAGAGAUUGGGCCUAGGAUGACACUUCAGCUCGUCAGAAUUGAAGAAGGAUUAUGUACUGGUGGAAUCAUUUUCAGUGAAUUUGGAGACCAUAUAUCAACCAAGGAUGAGAAAACCCAAAAUGCAGGUGAGCAACCUGAGGAUGAAGAUGAGGAAGAGAAAGAAGACGACGACGAAGAAGAAGAUAAUGAAGAUGAAGAUGAAGACGAAGAACAAGAUAACGAGGACUAACUCUUGUAACAUAUCAAAUCAUCGUAACUUACUGUUUUCCUUUCUGUUAACAGAGAGCAGAAAUCUUUGUUUUUAACGAUUUACAUUCUUCUGUAAUUUAGUCCCUUUUGACAAUUUUGUUCAAGCACGAAGUGUAUUCCUAGAAAAAAUAGGGCUUUUGAUUUAUGUAAUUUUACAAGACAGUUUAUAUCAUGUUAUGUUAUAUAGAGAUGAAGUUGGCUUUUGCA